Messenger RNA from Drosophila kikkawai, 4343 nucleotides. RefSeq names its product RNA polymerase III subunit A (gene Polr3A). Gene Ontology annotation, cellular component: RNA polymerase III complex. The record is from RefSeq and is a predicted model, not a curated record. Gene Ontology annotation, molecular function: DNA binding. Gene Ontology annotation, biological process: DNA-templated transcription. Lineage: Eukaryota; Metazoa; Arthropoda; Insecta; Diptera; Drosophilidae.
CACUGGCCCGGCAGCAUGUUUAAGAUUCGUACCGGCAAUAUUUUUAAUUAAAAAAUAAGUGAUUUUUGGUUAUUACCAUGCCCAAGGAGCAAUUUCGUGCUUCGGCACUGAACAAGAAGAUCUCACAUGUCCAGUUUGGUAUUAGCGGGGCUGCCGAGAUCCAACAGGAGUCCCUGGUGCGUAUCAUCUCCAAGAAUCUGUACCAGGGCCAGCGACAGCCCGUGCCCUAUGGCGUCCUGGACCGGCGCAUGGGCAUCAGCACCAAGGAUGCCCUGUGCGAGACCUGUGGCCAGGGUCUGAACGAGUGCAUCGGUCACUUUGGCUAUCUGGACCUGGCGCUACCCGUCUUCCACAUUGGACACUUUCGUUCCACCAUUAGCAUCCUGCAGAUGAUCUGCAAGGCCUGUGCCCGGGUCAUGCUCAAGCCCGAGGACAGGGCCAUGUACGAGAAGAAGCUGCACAAUCCGAACUUUUCGUAUUUGGGCAAGAAGGCUCUGCAUGUCCAGAUGCUGGCCAAGGCCAAGAAGGUAACCAAGUGCCCGCACUGUGGGUCACCCAAUGGCGGGGUCAAGAAGGGUCCCGGCCUGCUCAAGAUCCUGCACGAUCCGUACAAGGGACGCAAGGUGGAUUCCCUGUUCACCAGCAACAUGAAUGAAAUGCUUCGCUCCACGGAGGCAAAUCGUGACCUAAAUCUCACCCUGGGCAAUCACAGCACAGCCGAGGAGCUAACCCCGCUAAUGGUGCUGGACCUGUUCGAGCAGAUACCGCAGAGCGAUGUGGCGCUGCUGGGUAUGUGUUCCCGCGAUGCCCAUCCCAGGCAUCUCAUAGUGACGCGAGUGUUUGUCCCGCCCGCCUGCAUCCGACCAUCUGUGCUAUCCGAAGUGAAGGCCGGCACCACGGAGGAUGACUUGACGAUGAAACAGAGUGAAAUCCUGCUCAUCAAUGAUGUAAUUCAGCGGCACAUGGCCACCGGCGGCAAGAUCGAGCUGAUACACGAGGACUGGGACUUUCUGCAGCUGCAUGUGGCCCUGUAUUUCCACAGCGAGAUUAGCGGUAUACCCAUCAACAUGGCACCCAAGAAGACGACGCGUGGCAUAGUGCAGCGCCUGAAGGGCAAGCAGGGACGCUUUCGCUGCAAUCUGUCCGGCAAGCGUGUGGAUUUCAGUGGACGUACCGUCAUCUCACCGGAUCCCAAUCUCAUGAUCAACCAGGUGGGCGUACCGGUGCGCGUGGCCAAGAUUCUCACCUAUCCGGAGCGUGUGAAUCCAGCAAAUAUGCGGCACAUGCGACAGUUGGUGAGGAAUGGCCCUAGUAUGCAUCCGGGUGCCAAUUAUGUGCAGCAACGUGGUUCCAGCUUCAAGAAGUAUCUGGCUUAUGGCAACCGGGAGAAGGUGGCCCAGGAGCUCAAGUGCGGGGAUAUUGUAGAGCGACAUCUGCGCGACGAGGACAUUGUGUUGUUCAAUCGGCAGCCAUCGCUACACAAGAUGUCCAUUAUGUGCCACCGGGCCAAGGUGCAGCCCCAGCGGACAUUCCGUUUCAAUGAAUGCGCCUGCACGCCCUACAAUGCCGAUUUCGAUGGCGACGAGAUGAAUCUUCAUCUGCCGCAAACGGAGGAGGCCCGUGCCGAGGCCCUGAUACUCAUGGGCAACCAGUCGAAUUUGGUGACGCCCAAGAACGGUGAGAUUUUAAUUGCUGCCACCCAGGACUUUAUCACCGGUGGAUAUUUGCUCACCCAAAAGGAGGUCUUCCUCACCAAGGAGGAGGCCAUGCAGUUGGCUGCUUGCUUUAUUGCUGGAGAGGACUCCACCAUGCACAUUGAGCUGCCACCGCCGGCUCUGCUUAAGCCGCGUCGCCUCUGGACGGGCAAGCAAAUGUUUAGCCUGCUGAUGCGACCAAACAGUGCCUCGCAUGUCCGCCUCAAUAUGGUCAACAAGGGGCGCAACUACACGGGCAACAUGGAUCUGUGCAGCAAUGAUUCCUGGAUUCACAUACGCAACUCGGAACUUAUGUGCGGUGUCAUGGACAAGGCCACCAUGGGCUCGGGCACCAAGCAGUGCAUUUUCUAUCUGAUGCUCAGGGACUUUGGUGAGGCGCAUGCCACCAAGGCCAUGUGGAGACUGGCUAGGAUUGCCUCAUAUUUCCUGCAAAACCGUGGCUUCUCCUUUGGCAUUAGCGAUGUGACGCCCAGCAAGAAGCUGCUCCAGCACAAGGAGCUGCUCCUGGAGCGCGGCUAUGCCAAGUGCAAUGAAUAUAUCGAAAGACUCAAGAUGGGCACCCUGCAGAGCCAGCCUGGCUGCACGCCGGCCGAGACCCUGGAGUCGGUGAUGCUGCGCGAACUCUCCGGCAUCCGUGAGCAGGCGGCCAAGACCUGCUUUGCCGAAUUGCAUCCCACAAAUAGCGCCUUGAUCAUGGCCCUCAGUGGCUCCAAGGGUUCGAACAUCAAUAUAUCCCAGAUGAUUGCCUGUGUGGGCCAGCAGGCCAUCAGUGGCAAGCGAGUGCCCAAUGGGUUUGAGGAUCGUGCCUUGCCGCACUUUGAAAGGCAUUCUGCCAUACCCGCUGCCCGAGGCUUUGUGCAGAAUAGCUUCUAUUCAGGCCUGACGCCCACGGAGUUCUUUUUCCACACCAUGGCCGGUCGCGAGGGUUUGGUGGACACGGCUGUGAAAACAGCGGAAACGGGUUACCUGCAGCGGCGACUGGUCAAGUGUUUGGAGGAUCUGGUGGUGCAUUACGAUGGCACGGUAAGGAAUGCAGUCAACGAAAUGGUGGACACUAUAUACGGUGGCGAUGGCCUCGAUCCUGUGUCCAUGGAGACACGCAACAAGCCCGUGGAUCUGGUCCAUCAGUAUGACAAUCUGAGGGCCCAGAUACCACGUGGCGAGCAAUGUCCUCUAAAGGGUAGUGAAAUUCCCCAGGUUUUGGAGCAGCUUUUGGUAACUGAAGAGUUUGCCGAGGCUCGCGAGGACUUUAAAGAGGAUGUUAGAAAACACCUUUCCACUGUGUCCAAACGCAUUAAUAUGCUGCACAAGCGUUAUGAAGGACACGAGGAUCUUUGCCACCAGAUUGAAUGCAUCACCGCCGAACAGCUGCUGGAAUUUCUGCGACGCAUCAACGAUCGCUAUAACCGCGCUGUGACCGAGCCCGGGACAGCAGUGGGUGCCAUUGCUGCCCAGAGUAUUGGUGAGCCCGGCACACAGAUGACCCUUAAGACUUUCCAUUUCGCUGGCGUUGCCUCGAUGAACAUUACCCAGGGUGUGCCGCGUAUUGUAGAGAUUAUUAAUGCCACGAAAACCAUUUCGACGCCCAUCAUAACCGCCGAGCUAACGAAUAGUUAUAGCAUGGAAUAUGCCCGGCAGGUGAAGGCGCGCAUAGAGAAGACCACGCUGGGCGAACUGUCGUCUCAUGUGGAGGUUGUGUGCCGACCGCACAGCUGCUACAUAGCCAUUGGCGUGGAUAUGGCUCGCAUAAAGCUGCUGGGCCUGAACAUAAGUCUGGAUUCGAUUGUGGCCAGCAUUCUGAGGUCUCGGAUGCGGGUGAAGCCCUCGCAGGUGGAGCCGGCUGUUAAGAUUCCAGGAAUCGUGGUGCGUGUGGAGGCCACACGAACAGCCACCAUAAAUGCAGAGUUGGCACGUCUGGCUUUGAGCCUCCAAAAUGUGGUGGUGUCCGGUCUGCCGAAUAUAGCACGUGCCGUCAUAGCCGUGGAUGAUGCCCGCCAACCAGCCACAUAUAAACUCUGCAUCGAGGGCUAUGGCUUGCGGGAAGUGAUUGCCACAUAUGGCGUAGUCGGUGAGAAGACGCGCAGUAAUAAUAUCUGUGAAAUCUACCAGACGCUGGGCAUUGAGGCGGCGCGUACCAUCAUUAUGAGCGAGAUUACCGAGGUGAUGGAGGGACACGGCAUGAGUGUCGACUGGCGGCACAUUAUGCUCCUGGCCAGCCAGAUGACAGCCCGCGGCGAGGUGCUGGGCAUCACGCGACACGGCCUGGCCAAGAUGCGGGAGAGUGUCUUUAAUUUGGCAUCGUUUGAAAAGACGGCGGAUCACUUAUUCGAUGCUGCGUAUUAUGGCCAGACGGAUGCCAUUAAUGGGGUCUCGGAGCGCAUUAUCCUGGGCAUGCCGGCUGGCAUUGGCACUGGUGUCUUCAAGCUGCUGCAACAUCACGAGGACAAGCAGGUUCCGCCCAUAGAGCAGACCAUUUGCAGUUUAUUAAAUCUAACGCCGAGCGCAUGAGAGGCGUAUGGGGUGCUAGCCUUUGUUAUUAUUAAUGUACAAUUAUAUUAACAAUUGAGAAUUGUUUAUUUUUUUUAAUUAGGUGAUAAAAUAAAAUAAAAUAAAACCUUUUAAAAACUA